Nilaparvata lugens (brown planthopper) is the source of this 4388-nucleotide messenger RNA. RefSeq names its product integrator complex subunit 2 (gene IntS2). The coding region runs from base 209 to 3574 and encodes 1121 amino acids. Gene Ontology annotation, cellular component: integrator complex. Gene Ontology annotation, biological process: snRNA 3'-end processing. The record is from RefSeq and is a predicted model, not a curated record. The transcript is spliced from 18 exons. Lineage: Eukaryota; Metazoa; Arthropoda; Insecta; Hemiptera; Delphacidae.
CAACAUAACCUGUAAUGUAAACUAAAAACCAUCUAUCUUCGGCUGGCUGUUUUUGGAGUCAUCACAAUUUUUAUAGUAAUGGAUUAUCAGUUAUUAAUUUUAUGUUUCUUUUUAAAAAUUCAUCUAUAUCCAUGAAUAAGAAUGGAAACUAACAGGAAAAAUAGGAUAUGAGUGUUAUAGUAGUAUACUUUUCCAAAACAAAACGAAUAUGUCGGGAAUUAGUCCAGUGUCACCACAAGUUUUCAAAGCUUUGGUUACUGUAAAUAUUACCGAACUUUCAUCUUUUGAGCAAAAAGACUUGAGGCCAAUCCUACCAUGCCUUGUUCGUAUGAGCUUAAUUUCUCCUGUUGAUACAACCAAAAAAUGUGUUGAGAAUAAGAAAGAAAUUUUGACAUUACUUUCGGGGAUAGACUUAGUGAAUGCUAUCGUUGCACUUUUAUCAAUUGAUUUUCAUGCCCUUGAAGUUGACGUAAAAAGAGAGCAACAAUUGAGACAAAAAUUCGGAAGCGCUCAUACCGAUAGUUUUUUGAUACAAUCUCUGCAAAGUGGACUUGCUUUGGAAUUUGAGCGCAGUGACUCAACCAGAAGGCUAAGACUUGUCUUAUCAGAACUGCUCUUUGUACAAGCUCAGGUGCAGAAAGGCGCGGUAUCGGAGUCUUAUGUGAAACAGUCGGAUCUAUUCGACAAUGCGGUGUACAUAGCAGAAAUAUGUGAUGUGAUCAGCAUAGCAAUCGCAGAGCUGCCGGCCCUUCUCUCCAUCCAAGACAUUGCCGAAACCUUGCUUCACGUCAAUCAUGGCCCGGACAUCAUAUGCUGUAUUGUUGCAAAUCUACCCGACUCUUUCUCUGAAGUGUGCACCAGUCUGAUCGCGAAUGCCGAAAGGCAGGACGAGGAAAAUGGGGGAAGUCGUAUUCGAAUGCAAGCACUGACCAUGCUCUGUCAAAUGUAUCCAGCUCAGACACUGGCAGUGCGCGCCAAAUGUGUGGAGAUGUGUCGUAUGCCUGCUCUGACGAUCACACUGAGUCUGGAGCAUGCGCACAGGAACCGUUACGAACAGGGAGUGAACGACAUUGUCGCCUUUGUGUCUGGACUGCUACUCGGCAACGACCCACAAGUCCGCAACUAUUUCGCCAGUUUUGUUCGAAACAGGCAAAAGCGUAAUAGAGAAAGUAGUAGCACAGUUUUGCAACAUUUGAGAGAAGAACUUCUGUACCAUCUGCAGGGAGCUGUUGUGUUCUCUGUCGAGAACAGACUGCCAGCCUCGUCUGUCGUUCAAGCGUCAUCUCUGCUUCGGCUCUACUGUGCUCUGAGAGGCAUUGCUGGAAUCAAGUUCCAAGAAGAGGAGGUCUCCCUGAUAGUGCAGUUGCUGACGUCACAGCCACCACCCUCGCCGGCCGGGGUUCGCUUUGUGUCGAUUGGUCUGUGCAUGCUCAUCGCGUGUCCCUCGCUCAUCACACUCAACGAGCACGAGACCAAGUGCAUCAAUUGGGUCAAGUGGCUUGUGCAGGAGGAAGCCUACUUCGAAAGUGCCAGUGGAGUGUCGGCCUCAUUCGGGGAAAUGCUUCUUCUGAUGGCCAUUCAUUUCCACAGCAACCAGCUGAGUGCAAUCUGCGAGCUAGUCUGCUCCACCAUUGGAAUGAAGGUGGCCAUACGCCACAACAACAUGACACGAAUGAAACAGAUUUUCACUCAAGAAAUUUUCACUGAACAGGUUGUAACGUCGCAUGCAGUGAAAGUUCCAGUCACUGCGAAUCUUAGCGCAAAUAUUACUGGGUUUUUACCUGUUCAUUGUAUUCAUCAGCUUCUCAAGAGUCGAGCGUUCACAAAGCAUAAAGUGCCUAUCAAGGAUUGGAUCUACAGACAAAUUUGUUCGAGUGAUGCACCGUUGCACCCAGUUCUACCUGCACUGGUUGAGGUGUAUGUUAAUUCGAUACUUGUACCAGGUUCCAAGUCCCCCUCAGAAAACACCAAUCAGCCGAUUGACGAAGAAGAAAUACGCAGGAUAUUCCGAAACUCACUCACACACCAAAAAAACUCAGCCAACUUGAGUAAUAGGCUAAGUCCAAAACAAUCGUCGAGCUCGCUAACAGCACAACUGCUGCUGCUGUAUUAUGUGCUGCACUAUGAGGAUGUCAGGUUGGCCAACAUGACAGGGUAUAUAAAGGCCGGCCGAGACAAGAUCAAAAGCUAUUCGACUGAGUUUCUGUCGGAACUGCCUAUCAAGUACCUGCUUCAGCAGGCUGAGAAGGAUCAGCACAGCUAUUCGGGUAUAUUUCCUCAACUUCUGCGUUUGUUAGCAACACACUUUCCUCAUUUGGCACUCGUCAACGACUGGAUGAUAGAAGACAUCAUAUUAAGUACAAAGCAGACUGAGUCCAGUGACCUUAGUGAAGUUGAAAUUGAGGAAGGGUUGAGUGUGAUGUCUUCAUCCCCUCUGCACACUGAGAGGCUGCUGAAGAAAAUGCUGUCUCUCCCUGCCACAGAACUUUGGCCUUUUGCUCCGCUGUUCAUCAAGCACUUCAAUAAAACGUUGGAGCCGUCUGUUCCUCGGCAUAUACAAGAACUGUACAGACUGACAUGGCUGAAACUGAACACAGUGUUGCCACGUUGCCUGUGGGUGAUGACCAUCAACGCUCUGCGUCACAACCAGUCGGCGUUGCCAGAUCUCACGCAGGAAAAUGUGGUGCUUGAUCCAUUGCAAGUAGUCCGCUGUGAUAACAGGGUAUUCAGAUGCCCGACCGCGCUGGCAGUCCUACUCCGCGUGUUAGCCGCCUGCCUGCAGGCAUCACGCAGCCAGCUGAGUCGCCACUUGCUGGACCAGCCGCUAGUCACGGCCGCAGCCGCAAACGCGGCCAUAGGCGGCAAGGGUCAACUGAGUAGCGACGCGGAACGCGAAGAACUGAAGGCGGCGCUGAUCGCCACCCAGGAGAGUGUCGCCGCUCAGAUUCUGCUCGAAGCCUGUAUGGAGACCGAAAGCGAUAGGAAAACUCCGGGUCAGAUGUGGGCUUUACGUGAAGUUCGGAGUAUUAUCUGUUCACAUUUACAUCAAGUCUAUAUAGCGGAUCCAUCUUUAGCGAAACUCAUCCAUUUUCAGAACUACCCGCGAGAACUGCUAUCGGUCGCAGUGCCGGGCAUACCGUCAAUGCACAUCUGCCUGGACUUCAUCCCGGAACUGCUGAGUCAGCCGAAUCUGGAGAAGCAGAUCUUUGCCGUGGAUCUAGCCGCUCACCUGUCGCUGCAGUACGCGCUGCCCAAGUCGAUGAGUGUCGCGCGACUCUGUGUCAGCACACUCACAACACUCCUUUCAGUUCUGUCGAGCACCAACCGCGCAGAGCUGUUCUCGGCGACACUGCAGUCGCUGGUGUGCGUUUGCGUCGCGUUUCCGCCGCUGGUCGACGACGUUUUGGCGCUACUCAUGCAGCUGGGUCGCAUCACAAUCGCCGAGGCAUCGCGAGGCAACACGGUCAGCUUCUCCUUCCGCGAGCCGGGAUCCGAGCAACAUCUCCUCAGUCAAAUACAAACUGCCUUUGAACAGAUACUUCUCAAUGCUGUUCUUAAAGUCAAAAUCUACUAGUUGAUGAUGUACAUUCUUUCAAUCGAUUAGAUUCAAGACUAUGACCAGAAUCUUCUAAAUGCUGGAAUACAAUAGAUUGGAUUGAGGAUUCCGAGCAGCAUCUCCUAUCAGCAGUAUACAAACUGCUUUUGAGAAAAUACUGCUCAACGCUGUUCAAAGUCAAAAUGUACUAUAGUUGAUGAUAUGCGCUCUCUCAAUACUAUUUGAAAUUCAAUCUAGUAAAUUGAGGACUGUGAUCUAAUACUUAUCAAUGCUGUUCUCAAAUUCAAAAUCUACUAGUUGAAAUAGAAUCGAUUAGACUGAGGACUGUGAUCUCGUUCUUCUGAACGCUGUUCUAAAUCUACUAUAGUUGAUGAGAUGCAUUCUUUCAAAUCUAGUUGAAAUUUAAUCUAGUAGAUUGGGACUGUGAUCUAAUACUUAUCAAUGCUGUUCUCGAAUUCAAAAUCUACUGGUUGGAAUACAAUCGAUUAUUCUGAGGACUGUGACCUCUUUCUUCUGAAAGCUGUUCUCAAAGUGAAAAUCAACUAGUUGAUGAUAUGCGUUCUUUCAAUACUAGUUGAAAUUUAAUCUAGUAGAUUGGGACUGUGAUCUAAUACUUAUCAAUGCUGUUCUCGAAUUCAAAAUCUACUGGUUGGAAUACUAUCGAUUAGACUGAUGACUGUAACCUCGUUCUUCUGAACGCUGUUCUCAAAUUGAGAAUCUACUGAAGCUGUAUACAUUUUUCAAUUUUAAUUCUUCUUGUAUGUUUGCAAUUUCCCAUCUGUUGUAAGUAUAGGUUUUUACUUAUAGAGUAAUAAAUUAUCGUUUCACUGAU